ACUCCCCCUUUCAAGGGUUGGUGUCACUGGUGUGUGUGUGUGUGUGUGUGUGUGUGUGUGUGUCUCUCUCUAUCUUCCAUCAGUGGACGGGUAGACUUCCCGCAGAGCGACAAGAGCGAAAGCGACAAAGCCGCUCCUUCCAUGAAAGCAGCCCGGCGAGAGACGGCCAGAGAAGAUGUCACACCAAACUGGAAUUAACGCAACAUCGGAGCUCAAAGACUUCCUGGCCCAAGCAAGGGACGGUGCCAUCAGGAUCAUGAAGAUCGUCAUCAAAAAUGAGGAGUUGGUGCUGGAGUCGUACAGACAGCCGGCACAGAGCUGGGACAAGGACUACGACCACUUCCUGUUGCCCCUGCUCACGCCACAGCAACCCUGCUACGUCCUCUACCGGCUAGACUCCCAGAAUGCACUGGGCUACGAGUGGAUCUUCAUUGCGUGGUCACCUGACCAGUCACCAGUCAGGCAGAAGAUGGUGUACGCCGCCACUCGCGCCACCUUGAAGAAAGAAUUCGGAGGAGGUCACAUCAAAGACGAGGUGUUCGCCACAGUUGAGGAUGACGUGUGCUUCCAGGGAUACCUGCGUCACAUGACCUCCUGCUGCUCUCCGGCGCCCCUCACAGCAGCUGAACAGGAACUACAACGAAUUCGAGUCACAGAGGAUAAAGUUGUAUGGGAUGAGCGUAGACGAAUUGGGACUCCUCGUGCAAGAGUUCCAAUGGAGUUCGGCAUAGACAAAAGGGUCUCUCAGGGUCUGGCGUUUCCAUUACAAGAAGAGGCCAAACGUGCACUGCAGCAGCUCAAGCAGAAACGAAUCAACUACAUCCAACUGAGGUUGGAUGUGGAGAAAGAGACCAUCGAGCUGGUUCACACUAAACCGACAGAGACGCGUGAUCUCCCCUACAGGAUCCCCACAGAUUCACCCCGAUAUCACUUCUUCAUCUUUCAACAUUCUCACCAGGGCCGCACUCAGGAGGCGCUCGUGUUCAUCUACUCCAUGCCUGGCUACACGUGCAGUAUAAAGGAGCGCAUGCUGUACUCCAGCUGUAAGAACAGACUCCUGGAGGAGGUGGAGAGAGAUUAUCAGCUGGAAGUCGUCAAAAAGAUGGAGAUUGACAGUGGCGACAGCCUGACAGAAGACUUCCUGUACGAGGAGGUCCACCCGAUGGAGCACACCUUGAAGCAAGCGUUCGCCAAGCCCCGUGGACCGGGCGGGAAGAGGGGCAACAAACGCCUCAUCAAGGGCGCAGGAGAGAACGGAGAGGAAAUCUAAACACGCUUGACAUCUGUCAGCUCAUUCAACUCUUUGUAGCAUCUUCAUUUGCUUCUAAAAAUGAAGGACAGGCCGUUCAUCUUCAGAGCUCAGAAUCUCUGGCGACUACGUGACCUAUCCUCGUUAUUAUUAUCCUUAUUAGUAUUCAUGAUCCUGUUUUAUCACCCAGCCAGGCCGUAAAACUGUGCUAUCCAACACUCAACGUCGGUGUUUGGCGUCACACUGACGUUUGCUGAGGAUG
Messenger RNA from Dunckerocampus dactyliophorus (ringed pipefish), 1511 nucleotides. Its product is annotated as twinfilin-2-like. Bases 176 to 1270 code for a protein of 364 amino acids. Gene Ontology annotation, cellular component: myofibril; actin filament; cytoplasm. The record is from RefSeq and is a predicted model, not a curated record. The transcript has 11 exons. Gene Ontology annotation, biological process: actin filament depolymerization; positive regulation of neuron projection development; regulation of lamellipodium assembly. Gene Ontology annotation, molecular function: actin filament binding; actin monomer binding. Lineage: Eukaryota; Metazoa; Chordata; Actinopteri; Syngnathiformes; Syngnathidae.